Rotaria socialis is the source of this 1443-nucleotide messenger RNA. Lineage: Eukaryota; Metazoa; Rotifera; Eurotatoria; Philodinida; Philodinidae. The record is from the annotation of a GenBank genome assembly.
AUGUCUGGCGAUGCUUCUGAGUCAAUACCAAUACUUGAACCAACUAGUGAAAACGAUCCGCAUUUUUCACCAGCAUCAUCACGAGCCAAAAAAUAUAAAAACGCUAUAACAAUGAUCGUUUUAUUUCUUAUUAAUUUAUUAAAUUAUAUGGAUCGAUUUGCCAUAGCAGGUGUCCUUGAACAAAUUCAAGAUUAUUUCCAUAUUGGCGACGCUGAAGCUGGUCUUUUGCAAACAGUUUUUGUCUGUAGUUAUAUGGCAUUAGCACCUCUUUUUGGAUAUCUAGGCGAUCGAUAUAGUCGAAAAUCAAUGAUUAUCUUAGGUGUUACUCUAUGGUCAAUGACAACUGUAGCUGGAUCAUUUGUACCAAAGCAUUUAUUUUGGCUUUUUGUUUUGUUACGUAGUUUAGUUGGUAUCGGUGAAGCUUCUUAUUCAUGCGUAGCACCGACUAUUAUUGCUGAUAUAUAUAAAGAUGAUAUGAGAACAAAAAUGUUAGCUCUUUUUAAUAUUGCUGUACCACUAGGCGGAGGACUUGGAUAUAUUGUUGGUUCAUAUGUUUCAAAAGCAUUUAAUGAUGAUUGGCGAUGGGCGCUACGAGUAACACCUGCAUUUGGUGCGGUAUGUGUUAUUUUACUUAUUUUUCUUGUUGCCGAACCUGUACGAGGUGGUGCUGAUGGUGCUCAUAUGCAAAAAACAUCUAGUUGGCUCUUGGAUGUCAAACAAGUUUUUAAAAUUAAAACUUUUAUCUUAAUAACAAUGGGAUUUACAUGGGUAGCAUUUGGAUUAGGAUCACUUUCUUGGUGGGGACCUAUUUUUCUUCAAAAAGCUCAUAUAUUAGCAAGUGGAAGUGAAGAUCCAAAAGAGAAAACAAAUGUAUCACUGUAUUUUGGUAUCGUAACUUGUGGUGCUGGAAUUCUUGGUGUAUUACUUGGAAGUGAAGUUGCUAGACGUUAUCGUAAAAUAAAUGCCCGCGGUGAUCCCAUUGUCUGCGGUAUUGCAGUUCUUCUUGCACUGCCAUUUCUAUUUAGUGUUCUACUAUUAUCAAAAGAUCACUUAAUUCUAACAUGGAUCUUUAUUUUCAUCGCAGAAACAUUACUUUGUAGUAAUUGGGCUCUUAUUUCAGAUAUGCUUAUGUAUAUUGUCAUUCCGACAAGACGAUCUACAGCUAGUUCUAUGUUAAUUUUUGUUAUGCAUUUACUGGGCGAUGCAUCUAGUCCAUAUAUAAUCGGUGAGAUAAGUGAUUUUUUUCGAGAUGGAGCUGAUGACAAUUUAACUCAAUGGGUAUCACUACGCAAUGCUUUAAUGUUGACACCGUUUGUAGCUGCACUUGGUGGUGCAGCUUUUCUUUUUGCUGCAAUGUUUAUUAUUCAAGAUCGUCGACGUGCAGAAGAAACAAUAGAAUCGAUGAAAAUAUCGAAUGAUAUUGGAUUAUAUGAAAAGAUUUAA